Messenger RNA from Gloeophyllum trabeum ATCC 11539, 2214 nucleotides. RefSeq lists its product as uncharacterized. Bases 1 to 2214 code for a protein of 737 amino acids. NCBI's taxonomy places the organism in Eukaryota, Fungi, Basidiomycota, Agaricomycetes, Gloeophyllales, Gloeophyllaceae. The record is from RefSeq and is a predicted model, not a curated record. The transcript has 5 exons.
AUGUCGAACAUUUUCGGGGCCCGCCCUGGACGGCCUUUGGCGAUACGUCGACUCCUUGGUACCCCUUCUUUCCUGCCUAUCUACCUUCCAAUUCGACAAAGAGACCUGCACCUAUUCUCGGACAUCCCCGAUGAGGACUUCGGUGGAUUCUAUGCCUACGCGCGUCGCAUCCGCUGGCUGCGACCCUCCCGUGACAGCCCUAGCAUUGACGUGUCAGUAUAUACCUCCCUUUGGUCCAAGAUCGACGGAUGUCUUCUCCCAGGUCUUCAAAUAUUUGAUCUUUCCGCUGCGCCAGACUACCCUCGCGUCGCGCCAUCAUCAGUGUUAUUGUCCGAGUCCUUACAUACUGUUGACAUCUCAGCCUAUCGUCGCAUGUCACCAGGCACAAUCAAGAAUUUGGAGUAUUACUUUAGUUGCAUGGUGACCGAGUCUCCCAGCGUGCAGAAACUGCGAGUCUCCGCACAUUUUGCAUCAGCCUGUCUUUCACAUCUGUCAGGGCUGCACAACCUGCAAGUGUUGGAGUUCCAGAAAGAAUUGAUAUACUCAGCCCAAGGGCAGGGCGAUGCGACGAAGGAAGCGAUGCUGGCACUUUCGGGGCUGAGAAGCCUUGUCACCCUGCGUAUGGAUGUUCAAGGGGAAACAUUCGAAAUGGAAACGCUAGCCAUGCACGACCUCCCGUGCCUCGAGGUGGUCGAACUAAAUGGGAUACUGGAUCCUAUGGUGUCUAUCUUACGCCACCUCCCGAAGCACCGUAUCCAUUCCCUCAGGUUUGACGUUCUCUGCCGGGCCGAAUCCGACCCUAUCCAGAAUGUGGCGGUCGACCAUCAUUGCCUGUUCAAGCAGCUCGCGUUCCCGCAGCUACGUAUCCUCAAGUUCUACUCAGAGGUGGGCGGGGGGGACGACGAGCUGCCGGUCCAGACAGGAGAGCUCCUAUCGGAGGCGUUGCGCUGUCGGCAUUUGGAGACGCUAGACGUGAACUUUGUCUGUGCUCAGGUAGCCACUGACGACGAAGAUAUCCGGAACAUGGCGCUAGCAUGGCCAAAAAUCCAGAGGGUCAAAUAUGUGCAAUGCGAGGAGACUAUGCAUCCAGCCGGCUUGCCGACGAUAUUCGCCCUUGAACAUUUCGCUCAACAUUGCCCUGACUUGACGAUACUGGAUGUCAUUCUCAAUGCGGACGUAGAUUAUUAUCCGGCAGAUAUAACUCCGUACACGCACGGCCUGAAGCGAUUACUCUUGAAUGAGAUAGAAGUAUGGCUGUUGCGCCACGAGUGUUGGAGACACCUCGCCCGGUAUCUGGACAGUCUAUUCCCGAAUCUGGAAAUACUCGACGAGGAUGAUACAGGGGACAACUGGGCGCAGAUGUUUCAGAACAUCGAUAUCCUUCAGCAGGCCACUCUGACUAUUGGAUAUACUUACGGUUGUUUUGCUUCCGCAGAGGUCAAGUUGAUCUCUGCGGAACACCUAGCAGCCCCACUUCCGGAGGAAACAGAAUUCCGCUGUUUCUUUGAUGACUCGCCUAGUCGCGGCUUGGAGUCUAGUGACCUACGGAAGAGGCGCAGUGCUCUCCGCAAUGCUGCCACGGAUUUUGCCGGCGAAGUUUCUGACUCACUUUGGACUAUACUUGACAACUAUGCUCGUCGAAUACGUUGGUUGGAUUGCGAGUUAUGUCCUGACGUUAGCGAUGAUGUCUGGCAAUACCUGUGGUGGCAUAGGGGUCCUAGUCUGCUCCCAAGACUGCAAAGCCUUCAACUUAAUCAUGGGGGCCUUUGGCAUCUGGAUCACUUGUCACUUUUGAUCGGGCCUAGUUUGAUCUUUGCAGAUAUUUCAACUUUCCAUCGAGGAUCGGCAGCAGAGACUAGGAUGGCUGUACACUAUCUGGGCAGAAUUGCCGCGUACUCGCGAGGCCUUCGCCACCUAUUUGCAUCUACAUAUUUGAGUGCAGCAUGUUUUAAGGGUAUUACUAUGCUUCCCAACCUGCGCAGUUUGGAACUUCAGGAAAGGUACCGUCCUUAUCAUCACAAGCAUGUUGGGUUGCCCUCGUCAUUGGCCAAGGAAACUUUGGGGGCUGUGUCUGGGAUGAGAGGUCUCAGGUAUCUGCGUUUUCACCUGUCCGGACGUGACCUGCUCACCGAGGGAUUGGCAUUUUGGGAGCUCGUAAACCUCAGUUCCAUCGAGCUAUGGGGUGAUCUACUUCCUGUUGCUUCUGUCCUAUGA